AUGACCGAACUCUAUGCUGCUGCCGACUUUUGCUUGAUCCCCAUGGGCACGCCCACGACGUCCGUUGGUGCCUACGUCGCCGAGUGCCAGCGGGUCCUGGCGAGUAUGGCCGAUGACGGCAUUCGCUACGAGCUGCACGGCUACGGCACGAAUGUCGAAGGCCCCAUCUCAUCCGUGUGGCGCGCGCUACAGCGAUGCCACGAGGCUGUGCACGCCAUGGGCGUCGAACGCAUCGCCACGGAUAUUCGACUGGGCACACGGACGGACAAGCACACCGAGUCGCCCGCCUGGUCGCAAGGCCUCUCGGAGAAUGAGCGCAAGCGCGAAAGUGUACGUCGUCGCUUGGCGGGCCUCGGUGAGUCAUGCCCGCCGGCCGCUUCCUCCACAUAG
This is a messenger RNA of Malassezia restricta, 390 nucleotides long. RefSeq names its product cell wall biogenesis protein. The record is from RefSeq and is a predicted model, not a curated record. NCBI's taxonomy places the organism in Eukaryota, Fungi, Basidiomycota, Malasseziomycetes, Malasseziales, Malasseziaceae. The coding region runs from base 1 to 390 and encodes 129 amino acids. Gene Ontology annotation, cellular component: cytosol. The transcript has 4 exons.